This is a messenger RNA of Anastrepha obliqua, 930 nucleotides long. Its product is annotated as protein TSSC4. The transcript has 2 exons. The record is from RefSeq and is a predicted model, not a curated record. Lineage: Eukaryota; Metazoa; Arthropoda; Insecta; Diptera; Tephritidae. The coding region runs from base 101 to 763 and encodes 220 amino acids.
UUCAAUUGUAUAGAUUCGCAUUUUGUUUUGUUUGGUUUUGCAAGGAAUUUCGGCAUACAAUUUUGUAAUAUUUGUGAUAAAACCGAGUAGAAAAAUCAAAAUGCAAGAUUUCGAAGCGAAACAGAACGCCUUAUUUGCUUGCCUGGACAAUGCAAGUAAAGAAUUAACGGGAACUGCACUGGACCAAAGUCAAACUGCUUGUCCCUCCAUCGAUUUAGUUUACCGCCGUGGUACUGGUCCGGCCAGAAAUCGUGGAAUUUCGUCUCCUGACAAAAGUUUAUCCCGCAUGCGAGGCAAGGAGAGUAUAUUUAAAAAACCCGAAAUACCGCUUUCAAAGUGUUUGAAGCCUCGGAGGAUACCAGACUAUAAGGUUAAUCCACAAAAAUGGACAAAGUACUCACUAGCCGACGUGGACAUUUCCGAUCACACCAAUACUGCUGCAGCUUUUCAGUUUUUAAAACAGAUGGACGAUCAACAGACGGAAAGUGAAGGGACUUCAGAAGCCAAUUUUAAAAUUGAAUUUAAAAAGUCUAGUAAAAUAAGAAAACAAAUGAAAGCUAAAGAAGAUAACGAGCUCAAAGAUGCAGAGGUAGAUAAACCUAGGCUAAAAGGUUCCAAAGUAGUGAUGCCCGAAUAUGUCGUCGGGCAGCAGAAAAAAUGUAAGAAAAUACGUAAAGUAUCUUCGGAAAAUAAGGUGCGAGCCGCUGGAACUUUAAAGCUAGAUCAUUUACAAGAAGAAGAUGAAGAUACCGAAGAGGGUUGAAAAAUGUGUUUUCAAAUCAUUUGAAAUACGCUUAGUAUGAUAUACUACUUUAUUAUAUAGGUAGAUUUUGUUCAUUAAUUCAUAGCGAAUUGGUGCUAAAAAAUGCGUUAUGAAAUUAAUUUUUUUGGUAUAUGCAUAUGUAUAUUAAUCGAAAAAGGGUUUAUUUU